AAGCUUCGCCAACUUCAUUCCGAUACAGGCAUAAGUUUGGGUACAGCCGGCCUUGUUGGAAUGCAAUCCUCAUCCUUAUCAUCUCAUUCGCCCAUUUCAAAUUCAUUCAUGAAUACUGCUAGCACUACUAGAGCGGCACAAAUGGGAGGGUUUUGCUAUAUUUCUGGUCCGAAUCAGCAAAGGCAUUAUGAAACUUUAAAAAGAGAAGGAAUACAGCAAAAUUUUGGCGGAACAUUGAAUAGAUUGUCUACUACACAAGAGGAUAUUUAUGGAUGGCUUUAUACUCCUUGUGGAUAUAAUGCUUAUCGGAAAUAA
Messenger RNA from Meloidogyne enterolobii, 315 nucleotides. NCBI's taxonomy places the organism in Eukaryota, Metazoa, Nematoda, Chromadorea, Rhabditida, Meloidogynidae. The record is from the annotation of a GenBank genome assembly.